AUGACGACGUGCAGUCAAGCCAUCAAGGCGUGGGAGGCCAAGGAGAAUGCAUCGUCCGAGGAGGCGCCGGUCGUCAAGCUCUACUGCCAGAUCCCGCCCAUCGCCAAGCUCGACAACUCGCUCAACACGCUGAAAAAUUGCGAGCAUCUCUCGCUCUCGACCAACUCGAUCGAUCGGCUGAUUCCGCUCUCGGGCAUGAAGAAGCUGCGCAUUCUCUCGCUCGGGCGCAACCAAAUCAAGAAGAUCGAAAAGCUCGAUGACGUGUCAGAUACGCUCGAAGAGCUCUGGAUCUCGUACAACGUCAUUACGACGCUGGACGGUCUCUCGGGCUUGACGAACCUCACGACGCUCUACAUCUCCAACAACCUCCUCAAGAGCUGGGACGAACUCGACAAACUCUCCAAUUUACCAAAGCUGCGCGACGUGCUCUUCUCGGGCAACCCGAUUUACGAAGGCUUGUCCAAGGAGGAGGCGCGUCUCAACGUGCUCAAGCGCCUCCGGAACGUCAUGAAGAUUGACGGCGACAUGGUCAAGCAAACCGAACGCGACGCUGUGAGCAGCCAAUAA
Messenger RNA from Saprolegnia diclina VS20, 567 nucleotides. RefSeq names its product dynein light chain 1, axonemal. Gene Ontology annotation, molecular function: protein kinase binding. Lineage: Eukaryota; Oomycota; Saprolegniomycetes; Saprolegniales; Saprolegniaceae. The transcript has 4 exons. The record is from RefSeq and is a predicted model, not a curated record. Gene Ontology annotation, cellular component: cytoplasm. The coding region runs from base 1 to 567 and encodes 188 amino acids.